Messenger RNA from Agelaius phoeniceus (red-winged blackbird), 2060 nucleotides. The record is from RefSeq and is a predicted model, not a curated record. NCBI's taxonomy places the organism in Eukaryota, Metazoa, Chordata, Aves, Passeriformes, Icteridae.
UCCCCAUGGGACAUCCCCACCCCACACCCACCAACAGGUUAAACUUUCCCGCACCCCGUGACUCUGUUUACCGCCAGGAGUUAUUUAUAGGACCCCUGGCUCUGGGAUUUGAUUCCACAUCCGUGUGUGGGGCACAGCCCUAUUUAUAACCCCCCUCCCCCGAGGCUCAGGGCGCCGCUCGCUGUCCCCAGAGCCUCCCCUGCCCUCCGGGGCUCCCAUGGCCCACGAGUCGUUCGCCUUCAGCCCCUCGGCGCUGCGCUCGCUGCGGCUGCAGCGGGAGCUGCUGGAGCGGGACGAUCGGCGCCGGGCGCUGGCCCGGGGCUCGGCCGAGCGCCGCCUCCUGCCCGGGACCCCCCGGCAGCCCCCGAGCCCCCCCCGGCGGCGCCAGUUCUGCCGCGACCCCGCCGUGCACAACGCGCUCUACGCCGGGGACCUGCGCCGCGUCCAGAGCAUCUUCAAGGACGAGGCCACCGCCAAUGUGGUGCUGGAGACGGUCAGCGAGGAGCUGGUGUGGUCACCGGAGCAGGGGCUCUGGGUGCUGAGCCCCCGCCGCCAGCACACCUCCGCCCUGCGCAUCGCCGCCGCCCGCGGCUACGAGGACUGUGCCCGGCACCUGCUGCUGCGGGGGGCGGCCGUGGAUGCUGUGGUGGGGGGCAGAGCCCCCCUGCACGACAGCGCGGCCGCCCCGCACCCCAACUGCGCCCGCCUGCUCCUGGCCUUCGGCGCCGACCCCAACGUGCUGAGCGCCGACGGCUCGGCCCCGCUGCACCUCUGCACCGCGCCCCACAGCCUCAGGUAUGGCCUCACCUGCGGGGGGGGCCCGGCCAGGGUGGGGCUCAUCUGCAUGAGAGGCCCCGCCCAUGAAAUCCUCACUCCUGCCCCACCCACACAAUCUGGGAGCCAGGGGCCUGUGGGGUGUCCUGGGAGGGUCCCUGGGGUGUCCCUGGGGGUGUCCCUUGGGAGUCAGGCUCUCCAGUAUGUCCUGAGGCUGUCCCUAGGGAUAUCCCAUGGGAACCAUGGCAUGUCCUGGUCAUGUCCCAUGGGUGCCAGAGUGUCCCCUCACCCUUUCCACCCUUUCCCCAGGUGUGCGGAGCUGCUGCUGGCGCACGGCGCGCAGGUGAACCUGGGCACCCGUGACCGGCAGGUGACAGCCCUGCACGUGGCGGCGCGCCAGGGGCUGGUGGCCCACGUGGAGCUGUACCUGCACCACGGCGCCGACCCCUCCCUGCGCACCCACCAGGGCGAGACCCCCCUGAACGCGGCGGCGGCGGCGGCCGAGCGCCCCGAGGACGCCGAGCGCUUCCUGCGCGUGGCCGAGCGGCUGCUGGAGGCCGGCGCCGAGCCCGGGGCCGCGGGGCGCAAGGGCCACACGCCGCUGCACAACGCCUGUGCCAACGGGCACCCCGCCAUGGCCCGGCUGCUGCUGCGCCACGGCGCCGACGCCACCGUCCCCAACGGCGCCGGGGACACCCCCAUGGACUGCGCCCUGCGCGCCGUGCGCGAGUACCGCCAGCAGCGCCCCGAGGAGACCCUGGCCCUGCUGCUGGACCACGGCGCCCUCCCCGCGCACCCCAAGAUGCUCAGGCUGUGCUGCCAGCACCCGCCGGCGCUGGAGGUGAUGCUCAACGCCUACGACCGCGUGCCCCCCGCCGACGGCUGGGUGGAGGCCGUGCCCCCCGAGCUCUGGGAGGUAAUGAGGUGUCCUGGGGGGUCCUGGGCUGUCCCCGUGUCCCCAGCCCAGCCCACUGAGCCCCUGUCCCCCCCGCAGGAGCACCAGGAGUUCUAUGCCUCGGCCGUGCGCAUGGCGGGACAGCCGCGACGCCUGCAGCACCUGGCACGUGUGGCCAUCCGGCGUCACCUGGGCGCCCGCUGCCGCGCCGCUGUCCCCAGGCUGGCACUGCCACCCCCACUGCGCCGCUACCUCCAGCUGCCCAUCGAGGGUCUCAUCUCCUGAGGGCACUCCAUGUGUCCUCACUGGUGUCCCCUCCAGGUCCCCUUGCUGUGUCCCCCCCCCUCCGUGCCCUGGUGUCAAUAAAGGACAUGGCAGAGGUGGCCCUUGA